Molecule: messenger RNA, 498 nt
Organism: Prunus avium (sweet cherry)
Lineage: Eukaryota; Viridiplantae; Streptophyta; Magnoliopsida; Rosales; Rosaceae
Source: RefSeq, a predicted model, not a curated record
AUGAAGGAUUUAGGUGAUCUAAAGUAUUUUCUCGGAAUUGAAGUAGCAAGGUUCGCAAACGGUAUAUUUCUGUCACAAAGGAAGUAUGUAUUGGAUCUGCUCGCUGAAACAGGAUUGCUUGGAUGUAAGCCUGCUGACACACCCAUCGAGAUGAAUCACAAGUUGUAUGAACACAUGGAUCAAGAACCAACCAAUAAGGAACAAUACCAACGCCUUGUUGGAAGGUUAAUAUAUUUAGCCCACACAAGACCGGAUAUUGCAUAUGCUGUGAGUGUGGUUAGUCAGUUUAUGCAUUCUCCCAGUGUGUCUCAUAGGAAUGCGGUUGAUCGAAUCUUAAGGUACUUAAAGUUAGCCCCUGGAAAAGGGUUACUGUUCUCAAAAGGUAGAGAUCUUGAAGUUGUGGGAUAUACAGAUGCUGAUUGGGCUGGCUCCAUUACGGAUAGACGCUCUACUUCAGGCUACUUUACUUUCGUGGGAGUGAGGUCAGUUGAUCACUAA